ACAUGUCUAUAGUCAUGAAAAUAAAGAAAUUAAUCGUAAUUUCACCAUGAUCUUGACUCUGAAUAUUCACAAAUAAUUGUAUUUCUUAUUGUUGAGAGAUUGAUCUUUCUAAAAAUUCGUGUAUUUUCCAAUCAUUUGAUGAUUGAGACACUUUCUGUUGACUUUCAAAUUCCAUUCCCGAUUCAGAGCACUGCUUUUCCGCUCGAAGAUUUGCGUGCCAUAAUUUGUGGUGAAGAUGUUUGGUUAGAAAUGGGAGCCGUUCGGGAGUUUCUGGAAUCUCUGAAGAGCCCACAUUUGGUGGUGAAAGUGCAGGAAUUCUUCGGGAUAGUGUACAAGGACGAGCCACAGACUCCCGCGUCGUCGAAUGGCGUGACGAAGAGCCCGCGCAGGCGACGCACGGCGGAAAAAUCGACGGACAAGGAGACGGCCAGGAGUCACGAGAGCAAGGACGAUGACAGCAGCGCUGCCGAGGAGGAGCUCCGGUGCCGCAUCACCAACAGAUUCUGGUACUACCUGUUCGUCGUGGGCACAGAGCUGGGCGACGAGAUCUUCUACGCCUCCUUCAUCCCGUUCUGGUUCUGGAACAUCGACGGCGCCGUGGGGCGACGGAUGGUGAUGGUGUGGGCGCUGGUGAUGUACGUGGGCCAGGGUCUCAAGGACGUGAUCAGGUGCCCGCGGCCGGGACACCCGGUGCAGAAGCUGCAGACCAAGUGGGCGCUGGAGUACGGCCUGCCAUCCACGCACGCCAUGGUGUCCGUGGCGAUUCCCUUCUCGGUGCUGAUCUACACGCUGGACAGAUACCAGUACUCCGCCUGUGCCGGCAUCGCCGUGGCGCUGGUCUGGAGCAGUGUCAUCUGCCUGAGCCGCAUCUACCUCGGCAUGCACAGUGUGCUGGACAUCGCCGCCGGGCUGUUCUUCACGGGCAUUCUGCUCUUCCCGCUGAUUCCACUGGUGGACUGGGCGGACCAGCACAUCCUGUCGCAGCGCUUCUCGCCGGCUCUGCUCACCGUCGUGUCCAUCCUCCUGAUCGCAGUCUAUCCCAGCGCCGAUCGCUGGACUCCCACGCGCGGCGACACCACGCUGUGCUUGGCCGUGUGCGUGGGAAUCCACGUGGGCGCGUGGAUCAACUACCAGGCUGGCGACAUGAAGGUGCCCGCCGCGGCGCCGCCCUAUCCCGUCAUCUGGCCGUCGCACGGCCUCCUCGGCCAGAUCCUGCUGCGCACCGUGCUCGGUCUGUGCGCCAUCGUGGCCACCAGAGCCAUCGCCAAGUCCGUCUCCUACGCCUUCAUCUGCGCCGUGCUCGGGAAGUCACGCGACCAGAUCCGCCACAGCGCCGACACGCUGGAGAAUCGCACGAAGAUCUUCGUGGAUCUAUUCUACAAGUACUUCACGUACUUCUGGAUCGGCUUCAACACGCAAUAUCUGCUGCCUAACUUCUUCAAGCUGCUCGGCAUCGGCCGGCCGGACUUCUACACGGAAAUCUGAGCCAACGAAAUCAUUCCUGAAGUCAAUCAAAAGUGCACAAGAAUCUUCCAGAGAGAGAAAUAGAGUUGUUCAUUGGAUCCAAUUUUAGAAAGUCAUUCCGUCCGAGUCAGGAUUUGCCAUAAUUUCUCUCUUUCGCAUCGCAGUCAAAAGAUCCUUUUGUUUUUGCUAAGAAAAUCAUCAACAUUUCAUGGAACAACUCUGUUCAACGCUGAAUCGCUUAACAGCCAAAAACCAAUACACACAAUUUAUCUCUAGUCAUAUAUUGAAGAUGCUCUGCGAACGCCAGUGAAGCCAUGAAAAGUCAUCACACGAGAAGCAAUCGAAUUGCAUUACACUUUAUUGCCUUAACUGUUUUCUUUUCUUCUUUUCUCCUCCUUCAAACUUCCAUUAGAAUAUUUCCAGUAACAAAGUAAAAUAGUUGUUCUUUUAUCUCAUUUUUUUUCCUACACAUUUUCUCUCUCAAAUAUUAUCAUUAUUAAUAUUCUUAUUAAAUAUAUUAUAGCUGUUUAAGUAUAAUGAGGCACUUUUUGUAAACUAUUUUUUUUUUCAUAUAAAUAAAACUUGUUGAACAAU
Molecule: messenger RNA, 2058 nt
Organism: Phlebotomus argentipes
Lineage: Eukaryota; Metazoa; Arthropoda; Insecta; Diptera; Psychodidae
Product: sphingosine-1-phosphate phosphatase 2-like
Exons: 2
Coding region: 139-1485 (448 amino acids)
Biological process (GO): sphingosine metabolic process; phospholipid dephosphorylation
Cellular component (GO): endoplasmic reticulum membrane
Molecular function (GO): sphingosine-1-phosphate phosphatase activity
Source: RefSeq, a predicted model, not a curated record